Argiope bruennichi is the source of this 5012-nucleotide messenger RNA. Its product is annotated as terminal nucleotidyltransferase 4A-like. The coding region runs from base 349 to 2391 and encodes 680 amino acids. Gene Ontology annotation, biological process: RNA 3'-end processing. Gene Ontology annotation, molecular function: poly(A) RNA polymerase activity; mRNA binding. The record is from RefSeq and is a predicted model, not a curated record. Gene Ontology annotation, cellular component: TRAMP complex; nucleolus. NCBI's taxonomy places the organism in Eukaryota, Metazoa, Arthropoda, Arachnida, Araneae, Araneidae. The transcript is spliced from 11 exons.
UGCGCCUUUCCGUUACAAUUGCGAUUGUGGCAUCAAUAACUCUCAGUGGAGAACUAUCAUUUUCUUAAGCUGAAAAUGAAAUUUAGUAAUGCUUGAGACUUUUAUCUACUCAAUCACAUUAUUUUUGAGAUUGUGAUUCACUUUCGGUUCCGAUUUCACUCUGCUCGUGGUGUCGUUUUGUGAGAGUUUCUGUAUAGCGUUUAACGAAUAGUACUCUCGAUAGUAACCCUAAUCUGGUACUUAUACCGUAAAUAACCAUAACGGAAACGAUUCUGUCGGAGUGUUGUGGUCUGCUCUCGUGAAUUGUUUUCGAUUUCCAUUCGCAAUCGUGCGGAUUUUUCCAGUCUUAUGCUUAAAUUAGUUUUUUGUGAUCCUAGUUUAUUUUAUUCAAGUUUUCCAGUUGGAGAAAAAAGAUUUAUUUUUAUGGAUCCUGCGAUAGGAUGGUUUCAACCUGAACAGUGCGGUCCAGCGUUAUCCUUGUGGUCUGAAGCUUGGAAUUCUCGUCAGAGAUUUGAUGAGCUGAAGCUGGACUCGAAAAGCGCCGACUCUCUUGAAAAUGCAUCUCAUCUACCCGAGAAAAAUUCGGGCAAAAAAUUGGAUUGUAUGGCGGACAAUAUGUAUACCAAUCGUGUAAAACGAAAGGAAAACAAAGCCAGUACUUAUGGCCGAAAUGAAGAUUUCACUCAGAAUGAAGGGACUCCCUGGCGGAUAAAAGAUAAGAAAUAUAGUCCUGGACUACACGGCUUACAUGAAGAAAUUGAAGAUUUCUAUUAUUACAUGUCUCCUACUCGUGCUGAACAUCAAAUACGCCUUGAAGUUGUUGAAAGAAUUACUAAGAUUAUCCUGUCCAUAUGGCCAAAAGCAAAGGUGGAAGUGUAUGGCAGCUUUCGAACUGGUCUUUACUUGCCUACUAGCGAUAUUGAUUUAGUUGUGAUUGAGAAGAAAGACAUUUCUUUUAGAGUUUUAGAGCAGGCUCUAUUAGAUAACAACAUAGCAAAAGCAUGUUCAAUAAAGGUUUUAGACAAGGCUUCCGUCCCCAUUGUCAAACUAACUGAUGCCAAAACGGACAUUAAAAUUGAUAUUAGCUUCAAUAUGAACAAUGGUGUUAAAAGUGCAAACCUCAUAAAAGAUUUUAUGCACACUUACCCUGUUCUACCAAAACUUGUUUUGGUACUGAAGCAGUUCCUCUUGCAGCGAGAUCUUAAUGAAGUAUUUAUGGGUGGAAUUAGUUCUUACAGUCUCAUUCUUCUUACUAUAAGCUUCCUACAGCAUCUUAAACAUGAACCAGACAAGAACAAUCUUGGUAAGCUUUUAAUUAUGUUUUUUGAACUAUAUGGUCGGCAUUUUAACUAUCGCAGCACUGGUAUUAGCAUAAAGAAUGGAGGAGCUUAUUUCAUUAAGGACGACUUUUUGAGUUCCAUGACAGAUGGAAACAGGCCAUCGAUACUUUGCAUUGAAGAUCCUUUAUUGCCAGGUAAUGACAUUGGAAGGAGUUCCUAUGGUGCCCUCAGUGUAAAAACUGCAUUUGAAUAUGCAUAUAAGGUACUCAGUGAAGCAGUCCGUCCAAGCAGUACUUUUGUUUUGUGCGAUUACAGCAUUUUAGGACGAAUUGUGAGAAUUACCGAUGAAGUUAUAGACUAUAGGAGAUGGAUCCAUGAAACAUUCCCUGUUGAAAUUCCAGAUCUUGGUGCUUAUCAAAAGUUUCCCACCAAUGCAUUUGGUUCUCAGAUCUUCUCUGUCAAUAAUAUUGAAGAUAAAGUUAAAACUGCCGUUGGUCAAAUGAAUGGAAAUUCUUUACCAGAAAUUGAAGCUUGCUGUAGUUCAUGUUCUUCCGACUGUCAGUCAUCUACUCAUUCAUCUUGCGUAUCCUUGGGCUCUAGUAGUUCAGCUUCUAGCAUGGCCAGUGAUACUGAUUCUGACAUUAUAUCUGAUGGUCUUGCCAAUAAGCAAGAUGCUGAUAUGGAUUCAAAUGCAGUUGGCUAUGUUGAUAAAAAUACUGGUAUCUAUCAACCUACGUCCAAAUCCGGGAAAGACGCAGCUAUGACAUCUUUAACAAAUGGCUUAGAUAAAUUGUCAAACUGUUCUAAUAAGCAGCAGAAUAACUCUUCUGCAAAAACAGGAGUAAACGCGCCAGAAAAUCUUAAACCUAGAACUGAAGCGAAAACUGGGCAUUUGAAUGGCAUGUGGGUAAAACAAAGAAAAUACUCAAAUCAUUCUCAGAAUUGUAUUCCUAAUUCAGUGUGUGCUUCUAAAGGAAAUAUGGAAAGUAAUUCCAACAUUAAACCUGGUGUUUAUAAUUACUCAAAGAAAAAGUCUUCAAAUAGAAAAGAUCCUGUGAAUGCUGCAAACAUAUCCAGUAGAAAGGAUGGACAAAUAAUCAUUGGACGGUAGCAUAUCAAAUGCGUAUUACAUACCACUUGUCUUCCAUUUGCUAUGAAUAUUAUAUGGAAGACAUGGUAUGCCUUGUGUUAAAAUUGCUAUCUACACAAGUGACAUAAUGCCAUAACAUUGGACUGGAAUUUCACGUCACUCUUUUUUCAUCUGUAGGGGUUGUGUCAUUCAUUCCAGCACAAUGAUGCGAAAUAUUCUGUGAUUAAGUGCUAUUCUUUGCUCGUCAAAUUGCCAGCACCUAAAUACUUCAUGAACAUGACAUUUCCCGUUUCGUUCACAAUUUUCUAGCUGUGAUGAGACACUGGGGUGUAUAUCUCCUGCUUGUUAGAAAAUAUCGUAAUUUAUUGACAUUUAUCUUGUGACGCAGCUGUUUGGAAAUUUCCAAAGCAGCCAAGAGCUGCCAUACCUUCUUAUGGGUCCAUGUUAAGUCUUGUGUAGUAUGUCUAGUUUGUCUUAUUCAUGAAAAAUGUUUCGUGUUACUGCAAAGAAUGUGCGGUGUAAAAGUGUACAAAGUUGUAAGUGUGCCAUAUGGAAGUGUAAAUUAUAUUAAAGCCAAGAUAUGUUGACUGAAAUAUACUAUUCAUAUAAACAAGUGUAUAUCUUACUCGUGAUGGUCAUUGCAAAUUUAAAAGCAUUUAAAAUUUGAGUUUAUUUUUAAAAUACUCUGCUGAAUGUGCUGACAUGUAUUUUCUUUGUCUUCACAUGUACGUGUCUUCUAGAUAACUACUUUGAAUAUGACUUUUAAUUGUGUUUUCAAGCUAUAUGUAAGCUGUUUUUAAUGAGGGAAAUUGUCAUUUUCUCUCAACAUUAGAUACGAUAUAUUGACUCUCCCAGAAGACAAGCUUGGAUUUAUCCAGGUGAAAAGUCAGGGAAGUGCCUUCUCCUAUUAUCAUCCUUUUUAAGCUUUCUAGAAAUUCAGCUUUAAGUAUUUUUUUAAUUGAAAAAUGAGUUGUUAAUUUUCUGUUUUUGCCUGGAAAUCUAUUUUUCAAAUUUCUCAUAAAGAUACCUUUUUAUAAAGAAGUAACAUUCCUUUAAAUUGAUUAAAUUGCAAAAAUUUCAUUUUUGAUAAAUUGUGUGCAAAGAUGAGAGAUGAAAAUGCUCAUGAAAAAUUAUACUCCGAAUUUCAUACUUUAAUUUUUGUUCAUAUUUGUAAAUUUUUGUUCUUUCUCCAUUCUAGGUAAAUGUUUUUGAAGUAUAGAAGCAGAAUUUUUGUAAUAAUAAUAGUUAUUUUGACUAAAUGAGACAAUUUUAAAGUUUGGUAAUGAAUUUUUUAAAUAUGGUUCACACUAAUGAUUAAUCGGUCAUGAUUUAUUCUUCACUUAAUCGUUAGUUGUACAGAGAUAAUUUGUAAGGAAUUGUUCAGUUUUUAACAUGCAUUUUAAAUAUAUGUAACUGCCAGUUAAUGUACUUAGUUGUUUUUGUGAAUUUGUACACUUAUUGUUGAUAAUUUUAUUGCUUGCACGUGUAUUUGUUAUAAUUAUGUUUUGAUUGUACAAAAAUUAAAUUUAAGAUUUAUCAUUAUGCCUUAAUUUUUAAUAUCUUUUCAUGUAUUUUACUUUUUUAGACAUGCUCUGUUUAUGUAUUUAUUGAAUUCUCUUUUUGCAUGUUCUCCAUUUUAUGGUAAUUUCAUCUUUGUUCAUAAAUUCACAUAAUAUCGUGUUUAACUUUCCAAAAAGUCUUUAAUGAUCUAAAAAUAGAUCUCUCAUUUUAUGUAAAGUCAUCUGCUUGUAAUGCUCAUCCACAGACAUUUAGUUUGAACAUUUGGGAAAGAAAUAUCUGGAAUAUUUUAUUGUUGAUAUUUUUUUAAGAGUAGACUUUUGAGAUACUUGUCCAGAAGUGUUCAAAUGUGACUGCUUUAGAUAUUGAUGGGAAAAAAAUAAACUGAUAAUUGAAGUUUGGUGUUUUAUAUAUCUAAAUUUCUUACUAAUUAUGCAGUCUUCUAUGAGGAUUUAAUUUUUGAAAUCUUGUUUAUGCAGCACUGACAGAUUGCAUCCCGGUUUCAGUAGGUCAUAAUUUGUCCAAUUUUAAUCUGUCAAUGUUUCGAUACCAGUGUUAUAUCCAGUCAUUUUUAUUAUUGGUGCUUCGUUUGUCAUUGUAUUUCAUUAGUUGUUGCAAGAGACAUUCUGCUUCAACCUUUUGUGCCUCAUACUCAUUCUUUUCAUAUCAGUUUAGUCAAGUCUUGUUAUUUAAUUUUGCUCAUUGCAUUGUGAUAAGUUAAUUAUUUAUAUUUAUUAUAUUGGAAAUUGUUUUGGUUCUGUGUGUGCUGUUUUUGUUCUUAUGAUUCAAUAUAGUUUCAUUAAAUAAUGUAUAUAUAUAUAUAUAUAUAUGUUUAUUAUUUUUGCUCAGUAUUUGUUUACUCAUUUGUUAAGAUUCCAUUGUAUUUUCUGUUGGUGUAAAAAUAUACAUUUCUGAUUUUUAAAAGGUUUUAAUUUUAUAAAAGGUAAAUAUUCUAAAAGUUUGAGCCCAAUGUCACGCGGUUACAGCAAAUUACUCAAUGAAUGCUGUACUGGCCUUCUCUUUUAGGCCAUAUGUUAAAGUAUGUGUAAUAUGAACAAUGUACUAAAAAUUCUACAUGGCGACUUGUACAGAUUUUAAUAAAAUAAAAUACUUAAAAUACUCCA